UGUAGAGAGAGUUACACCACGUCGCUUAAGUCGACGGUCUUGAAGUAAGCUUCCCAGCUCCCCAGCUCCCCAAUGCAGGUAUCCGUUCUGUCGUGCGACUACGACUGUUACGACUUGCGACUAUGCCUAUCCGGAAUACUGACCAUGAUAGCUAUCGCUACGAAAACGGGCGACGGUACCACGGAUUCAAGGACGAUGGUGCGAAGUAUUUCUUUCCCAACGACGACGAGGAGAACGACCGUCUGGACUUGUACCACCACAUCCAGACGCUGCGACUUGAUGGUGAACUGCACCUCGCGCCCAUCGGCCAGGACCCCCAGAGGAUCCUGGACAUCGGCACUGGAACGGGAAUCUGGGCGAUUGAUAUGGGUGAUAAGUACCCCUCCGCCGAAGUCCUAGGCAACGACAUCUCGCCCAUCCAACCCUCCCUCGUGCCCCCAAACGUCAAAUUCGAAGUCGACGACCUCGAAGACGAAUGGGUCUAUUCCUCCAAAUUCGACCUCAUCCACGCGCGGUACCUCGCCUGCGCGAUCCGCGACUGGCCCAAACUAAUGGCCCAAGCCUACAAAUACACCAAACCAGGCGGCUGGGUCGAAUUCCAAGACUUCGACUGCUCCUUCUACAGCUCGGCGGGCAGCGACUACACGCCCGACAGCCCGUUCGCGCAAUGGGUCGAGAAGACGACGUCCGGGCUGCGGAAGUUCGGCGUCGAGACCGACCCGGGCCCCAAGAUCGAAGGCUGGGUCAAAGACGCGGGCUUCGUGAAUGUGGAGGUGAAGGUCCUGCCGAUGCCGAUUGGGCCCUGGGCGAAGGAUAAGACGCUCAAAGAAAUCGGCGCAUUCAACCUGAUCCAGCUCCUCGACAACAUCGAGGGCAUGACGCUGCGGAUCAUGGAGACGGCGUGGGGGUGGUCGGCGGCGGAGAUCAAGGUGUUCUGCGCGCAGGUGCGCGCGCAGCUGAAGAACCCGAGGCUCCGGCUGCAGCAUAAUUAUUACGUCGUUUAUGGGCAGAAGGGGGAGGAUGUCGUGGAUUGAUCGAUUGAUCGGGGGAAGGGGGAAUGCAUCGGAUGGGCGUUUGAAGCGAUGAUGAUAGCGAACGGCCUUGGGGCAGCAUUUUGAAGGACAUGCAUGAAUCAUGAUGAUACGCAU
Messenger RNA from Aaosphaeria arxii CBS 175.79, 1148 nucleotides. Its product is annotated as S-adenosyl-L-methionine-dependent methyltransferase. The coding region runs from base 123 to 1034 and encodes 303 amino acids. NCBI's taxonomy places the organism in Eukaryota, Fungi, Ascomycota, Dothideomycetes, Pleosporales. The record is from RefSeq and is a predicted model, not a curated record. The transcript is spliced from 4 exons. Gene Ontology annotation, molecular function: methyltransferase activity.